Phragmites australis (common reed) is the source of this 2034-nucleotide messenger RNA. Its product is annotated as BURP domain-containing protein 14-like. NCBI's taxonomy places the organism in Eukaryota, Viridiplantae, Streptophyta, Magnoliopsida, Poales, Poaceae. The record is from RefSeq and is a predicted model, not a curated record. The transcript has a single exon. The coding region runs from base 1 to 2034 and encodes 677 amino acids.
AUGGCGUCCCCUCGCCCCGCUCACCUCCUCCUGAGCAUCACCACUCUGCUACUCCUCUGUCCUCUGACACGUACAACCCCGCCACCUUCACCUCCACCGUCGUCCAACGCCAUCCCCCCGUCCCCUGCUCCGUCGCCGCCCACGCCGACGCUACCACGAGGCUUGCCACGGCUGAUACCGGCGUGGUCGCUGCCCGUGAACCCGUUCACGGCGAAGGCGGCGUUCAUCCGGUACUGGAGCCGGAAGGUGCGCAGCAACCGCCCGCACCCGGCCUUCUUCUUUGCCAAGCUCUCCCCGCUCUCGGCGCCGGACGCCGCUACGUUCUCCACCCUGGCCUCCGCGGGCAAGCUUGCCUCCCGCCUCCGUGACUUCUGUGCCGCAGCGUCCCUGCUUUGCCCCUCGACCCCAGCGGCGUCCUGGUCGGCGUCCUCCUCGACCGUGGAGGGUGCCGCCGCCGCCUCUGGCGGUGCUGGCGCCGCCGCGCCGUUCAAGAACUACGAGAACGGCAACUUCAGCAGCUACGGUAACAGUGGAGGCGGCGGCGCCGACCAGUUCGCUCUCUACUCGAGGGCGAAGAGCAACCCCGUCGACUCGUUCCGGCGGUAUGGCAAGGGCUCGUUGGGGCGGAACGACUCCUUCACGGGCUACGAGGCUGAGAACAACAUUGGGACGUCCAGCUUCAACUCGUACACCACCGGUGCCACCGGCGGCGCCGGGGAGUUCGCCGGCUACGCCGGACAGACCAACACGGUGGCCGUGACCUUCGCCACCUACGACACCACAGGCAACGGCCGGGCCCGCGAGUUCGCGGCGUACGCGCAGGACGCGAACUCCGGCAUCGAGAGCUUCACCGGGUACGGCAAAACCGCGAACGGUGCGGGCGAGUCCUUCAAGACCUACGGCAACAACUCCAACACGAUCGCUUCCGGCUUCAUCAACUACGGCGAGAAGGCAAACGACUUCAACGACACGUUCACGUCCUACGGCCUCGAGGGGAACGCGCCCGAGAACAUGUUCCGGAGCUACGCCUCCGGCAGCAACGCCGGCGUCGACGAGUUCAAGGGGUACAGGGACGACGCCAACGUCGGCGACGACAGCUUCACGUCCUACGCGAACAACGCCAAUGGCGCGGCCGCCGACUUCAACAGCUACGGCAAUUCGGUCAACCCCGGGAGCGUGGCGUUCAAGGGGUACGGCCAGGGCUCGAACCCCAACCACCGCAUCGGGUUCACGCACUACUCCGGCGACAACACAACUUUCAAGGCGUACUCCAACGAAGGCGUCGAGUUCAAGGAGUACCAGAACAUGUCAAAGAUGGAGGUAUCGAAGACGGCCGCGGCGGCAACGGCGCCCGGGCACCGGCUGACGAAGUGGUCGCCAGAGCCAGGGAAGUUCUUCCGGGAGAGAGACCUCAUGAUGGGAAACCGAAUGCCAAUGCCGGACAUCAGCGACAAGAUGCCGCCACGGGCGUUCCUGCCGAGGGACAUCGCCGCGAAGAUACCCUUCCAGGCGGAAGCCGUGUCGGCAUUGUUCGGAGCGCCACGGGGCACAGCAAUGAGGCAGGUUGUGGAGUCGACGGUGGCCGAGUGCGCGCGCCCACCCAGCCGGGGCGAGACCAAGCGGUGCACGACGUCGGCCGAGGACAUGCUGGACUUCGCCGUGGAGAUUCUGGGCAGCAACAUCGCUGUGCGCAGCACGGAGUCCACGGUGGGCAGCGGCAGGGACGUCCGGCUCGGCAAGAUCACGGGCAUCGCCGGCGGCGGCGUGACACGGUCCGUGUCGUGUCACCAGAGCCUGUUCCCGUACCUAGUGUACUACUGCCACUCAGUGCCACGAGUCCGGCUGUACGAGGCCGACAUCCUGGACGUCGAUUCCAACCGGAAGAUCAACCAUGGCGUGGCCAUCUGCCACCUUGAGACGUCUGAUUGGAGCCCGAAUCACGGGGCGUUCAUCGCGCUCGGUGGGAAACCCGGUGAGAUCGAGGUGUGCCACUGGAUCUUCCAGGGAGACAUGACUUGGACCGUUGCUGAUUAG